Messenger RNA from Malaya genurostris, 600 nucleotides. RefSeq names its product proteasome maturation protein (gene Pomp). The coding region runs from base 121 to 519 and encodes 132 amino acids. The record is from RefSeq and is a predicted model, not a curated record. The transcript has 3 exons. Gene Ontology annotation, biological process: proteasome assembly. NCBI's taxonomy places the organism in Eukaryota, Metazoa, Arthropoda, Insecta, Diptera, Culicidae. Gene Ontology annotation, cellular component: cytoplasm; nucleus.
UUCUCCUAUUCUCUAUAUGUCGCUGUCAAACGUAUGAGUGCAUGCGAAACAGCGAUUUAUUAAAACAGCGAAAUCAUUCCCCUUGACAUUAUUUGUGACUGAUUGUUAUAUUCUACUAAAAUGGAAGCUUCAAUUAAAGUCACGCCUCACAUGCCAGAUAACUUUAAUAAGUUCACCGGACAUGUUGCUCCGCUAGAUGAAAGCUGUACUGCUCAACUACAGACAAUCCAUCCACUGAAACAAUCUGAGAUUAAUUAUGAUCAGCACAGACAGAACCUAAAGCUUCAGAUGCUCCGCAAUCGGGAAGGUCUGGCUGCUCCAUUAAAACUUACGAUGGAGCUCAAAUCGAUGUCUAAAGUUGGACAUUUACCAUUCUUACCCUCCACGAAUGUUGGGCGGGAUGUUUUGACUGGACGAGACGAGCUGUUAGACUUUACCGAUGUUUUUAACGUAGAAGAAAAUACGGAAAUUUUGCGUCAACCUCACGCUGUCAUGGAGAAACAUCUCGGCAUUCUAUGAGUUCGGAAAAAAGCUUUCAGGGUGUAAUUCUUUGUCUAUGGAAUAAAAUUAUCAUUUAUAAAUUUGGGAUACACUUAAUAA